AUGACAACCACGAUGAUGAUAAUAACGGCAACAUCAAUGAUGGCAGUGAGUCCCAUGACAGCAAUGGUGCUCAUGACAACAAUGGUAACAGUGCUGACGACAGCGAUAGUGGCUGCAAAAACUCCUAUUUUGUGUGACAGGCAAAGGAGGAGAUGAGCACAAUAGUAGUGGCACUCAUGAUGGUGACAACAACAGUGAUGGUGACAAUAAUAGUGAUUGCAAACUCUUAUUUGGCAUGAUAAGUAGAGGAGGAGACAAGCACAGCAGUAGCAGCGACAAUGACGACAAUACGCUCUCAAUAGCAACAACAAUAGCUAUACUCUCAAGCUUCGAAUUUAAUGUUUUAGUGUCUGCACGUGUUUAGUUCUAUAUUUCUUUUUCUUUACAAAUGCUACAAAUAGUGGAUCUUGUGAGAUUUUCAACACUCAUCGAAUUUCAACACACUUACUAUGUAUUUUCUGUAGUUGUCAAUACAAUCUAGGGUUCCCUCCCAAACAUAGGUUUAGUGCUCUACUAGCAGCUUUCACCUUUGUCAUUUUCCACAAACUUAUAAUAUGUCUUAUAUCAUUUUUCCUUUUGUUCCUCUGAUUUUGAGUUUGUGAAAGAUCUAGACAAGUUUAUAGGUUUACUUUCCUCUUUCAUAGCUUUUUGUCUUUUUAGUCUCACCCAAAUAUUUCAUAGAAAAUACUCAUGCAUCGCAUAAUACUAAGUUUUCUUUGUAGAUCAACCCAAAUCCACUAUACGUUAUAAAUAUUUGAAAGCAUAUUUUUUAGAGAUUUGAUUUUAAUAAAUUUUAAAAUUGAUUACUUCUUAAAAUAAUGACUAGAAUAAGACCAGGUUGGCACACUAUAAAAGUGUGCAGAUCUAUUAUUAGUUAGAAGAGAGAAAAUUAUGAAGUACUUAUUAGGACAACACUUGAACACAUGGUAAAUGUGACUUGGCAUGUGACAUGUGUUAAUAAUUGAAGAAUUAAGUAAUAUGUGACAACAAUCCUACACAAGAUCAUUGUGAAAAGAGUCCAAAUCAAGAUGACAUACCAUUAACUUGGUAAGUGCAAAAUAGUCAAAAUGCUUGAGUCACAUGACAAAGUUUGACGAAUUAAGUGAUGGUAAUCAUAUGACAUAAUAUUUUGAGAAAUCAAAAUCAUUCUAACACAGUAUGAUGUUAAAGCUAGAUUUUUGUGUUUUAAUUAGUUUUAUUAUUUUAUUUUAUUUUAUUAACUUGUAGAAUAAAUAUAGGAUAUAUUGUAAUUUUAAAAGUUUGAAGUUAAAAUACUCAGCAUAAUUUUUUAUUAUUAAAAAAAAAUCUUUUGCCCACUAGCAAGCCGGCACUUGACAGCUCACUUGGAGGGGCACUACGAUCGAGUGGGUAGACCCAAACCAGGGGAGCCACGAGCUGCACUCAAAUGGCAAAAGCCUCACUCCACGCAAAUGUGUGUCAUUCCCCUUCCACCUCCUGAUGAUCGACCAAUCGUGGGGCAAGGAGCAUCUGUAUACACAUGCGCGCAUGAGGGCAAACCACCUUUUUGCCUUCUCCUAUGAUGGUCCUAGACAUUAUUUUAUUUUGGGAGAAGGGAUCUUUGUUGAGAAAGCGUAGCUUUGCUUUAUAUUCGGCACAUGCGUCUGAAAUAUAUCUAAUGUGGGACUAAAAAUUUUCAUUUGUUUCUGUGCAGCCAUCUAGAGCGGAGUGUGAUCUAACAGUACGCAGAGAGCCACGUCAUUAGAUUACCUAAAUCCUAUGGCUAGCGAACCCCCACGAUACUAGAUGUGUAAAGUGAUCCAUCAGCGGUUCGUGAAUCUGACGCCACUUAGUAUUCACGUGGCCUUAAAGGCUGAUCCAAUGGCUAAGGAGUCGUCAUAGUACUAGGAACUUAAGUUCCCAGUCUGUAGUGAUUCACGGUGGGUUGAUCUUGCAUUGCUUAGCACUCCACAUGACCAAGCAGAUAUGAUCCAGCGGCUCUCAAAGUGCCACGAUAUUGAGAACUUAAGUUCUCGCACAUAUCACCAUUAGAGAUAUAAAGACAAUAAUUGAUUAUUGACGUGACUCAGUCGUUGUAUAUUAAAUCACGCAAAUAUAAAACUAGAAAAUACGAAUUUUCAGAUAUUUAGAAGUAUUUCUGAAUAAAUAUAUCAAUUAUAAUUCAAUAAAACUUCCAAAAAUAGCGCUAAUUUUUCAGGUCGAUCACAGGGAUGUAAUAUAAUAUCUAGUAAUUAUUCAGAAAUUUUCUCAAUGAAUACGAUUUUCUAUGACUUUUAUACUAGGAAAUGAAAAGGAAAUAUAUUUAAAAUUCACGAAAAAAGGAAAUAAGGGUGCGGACGUCAAGAUGACGUCAGCGCCCGGUGAACGCGAAUUGGGUGGAAACAUAGUUCUACCCGGCUAUUCUUUCGUAAGCGAUUACAGACGAUUUAAUUAAUCAAAUUAAGAUCUGUGAAAGUCGGAAGAAUCGUAAUUAAACAAAGUAUAUUUUGAUAAAUUAAAAACACAAAAAUUAAUCACUAAAUGAAGCGUAAAGUAAGUUUGAAAGCAGGAAAAUAGAGUUCCGACGUCGCGACAACGAUGCGUUGGCGAUGCACUGGAAUCUUGAGCGUUCGGGAGGAUCGUCGUGUAGUGUCCACGGCCUCGAAGGCUCUCUUUGGACAAAGACGACGUGGGCAAUCUCUAGAUCUUCUCGCGAAGUCUAAAAAUUAAUGAAAUGGGUCGCCGAGUCGUCUCUGGUGGCUGUCACCCGGCGGAGCGGAAAAACGGCGACUUUGCGGCUCUCCGGCGACUGUCACCUGACGGAGAGGAGCUGGAUGGAGGUGGGGCGCGUGUCAGGGAGCUUCAUCCUCAGGUCCGCGCAGCAAGAGGAGGCUCUUCAUCGCAUCUGGUACGCUCUCAGGAGGUGGCGACUCGUCUCCCGGCGGAUCGUCCUCUUCCCGAUGACGGCUUGUUCGUCAAUCAAUCGGAGAUGA
Molecule: messenger RNA, 2951 nt
Organism: Spirodela intermedia
Lineage: Eukaryota; Viridiplantae; Streptophyta; Magnoliopsida; Alismatales; Araceae
Source: the annotation of a GenBank genome assembly